UAAUAAUUUAUAUGUUGAUGCGUUCAGUCUUACCUUCACCCUCAAAGAUCUUACGACAGAGAGCAGAAAUCACAUCAUGUCACUUCCAAACAUCCACACAGAAGCUCUAAUAGGAUCUGCUGCACUUGGGUUUAUACUUGUAACGGGAUAUUAUGUGGGCAAACGUAAAUCAAAAUUGUCAAGAAUGUCGAGGAAAAGCCACGUGGGAAGAAAAGAUGAUCCAGUGAUGCAUUAUCUCCUGAAUCACUCUCUGAGAGAACACCCGGCUCUUAAAAAACUGCGUCUGAAAUCUAUGGAGCAUCAGCUGAACUUCAUCAUGGUUUCAUGUGAGCAGUCACAGUUUAUGGCCAAUCUGGCCAGACUAAUCAAAGCCAAGAAAGCUAUUGAAAUUGGUGUAUAUACAGGCUAUAAUACGUUGAAUAUUGCUCUCGCUCUGCCUGAAGAUGGGAAAAUCGUGGCCUGUGAUGUAAAUGAGGAAUUCACUAAGGUUGGCAGACCUUUCUGGAAAGAGGCUGGUGUUGAGCACAAAAUAGACCUGCGUCUGCAGCCUGCAGUGAAUACACUGGAUGAGCUGCUGGCCGCAGGUGAAGCAGAAACAUUUGAUUUCGUCUUCAUCGACGCUGACAAAGUCAAUUAUGACAACUACUAUGAGAAAUCUCUCCAGCUGGUCAGGAAAGGAGGAAUCAUCGCCAUAGAUAAUGUCCUGUGGAGCGGAAAAGUCGUGAAUCCUGCUGAUGGAGACGAGGACACCAUUAGCAUCGAUAAACUGAACAAGAAGCUGCACAGAGACGUCCGAAUCAAUCUGAGCAUGCUGACCGUGGGCGACGGGCUGACGUUUGCAUUCAAACUCUGAGUUUAUUAAAGCUAACACUGCCCACAACUGCCAUGUCAGACUACCAAAUCAAACUUAGUUCGAAAACCUAGUGAGCUGUCUACGUAGGUGCCGUUUUAUGCGCCCUCCUGACGGCUGCUUUUGAAAAUAAGUUCAGAUAUGAGACAAUCCCAGAAUGCACCACAACAAGCACGCAAGUUGUUUUUUUAAUGUCCUUUUUAAGUGGACCCUAAUCAGUCAGCAUCCUGUUUCUGUUAGAAUGCGACCCAUGUAGUGGACGUUAAACCAGCUCAUCAGGUUUUAGCACAGAGCCAAAGAGUUUCAUUGGUACACAAGUUGUUAUUUUAAUUACUGAAACGUGAAUAUAUGAAGACAACGUUUCGCAUUGUAAUUUUGCCGACUACUGUUUAUGAAGAAUAUGUUUAAAUGUGACAUUAUGUUUUCAAUAAAAGAAAAUCUAAUACUC
Messenger RNA from Triplophysa dalaica, 1298 nucleotides. Its product is annotated as catechol O-methyltransferase domain-containing protein 1-like. Gene Ontology annotation, molecular function: S-adenosylmethionine-dependent methyltransferase activity; O-methyltransferase activity. The record is from RefSeq and is a predicted model, not a curated record. The coding region runs from base 77 to 853 and encodes 258 amino acids. The transcript has 7 exons. NCBI's taxonomy places the organism in Eukaryota, Metazoa, Chordata, Actinopteri, Cypriniformes, Nemacheilidae.